Messenger RNA from Macroventuria anomochaeta, 843 nucleotides. RefSeq lists its product as uncharacterized. The coding region runs from base 1 to 843 and encodes 280 amino acids. Lineage: Eukaryota; Fungi; Ascomycota; Dothideomycetes; Pleosporales; Didymellaceae. The record is from RefSeq and is a predicted model, not a curated record. The transcript has a single exon.
AUGCAAAUCAACAACGCCAAACCAUUUCCUUUCGAGUCGCUACCGCAAGAGUUGCGUGACAUGGUCUACAAGAACCUUUUGGAAGAUGUCUCCUACCCCUCACCUGCUAUACCUCAGCCUGCAUCGUCGCUGAAUGGGAUGCUCGCAGGACUUUGGGAAUCUGCUACAAAUUUACGAAACCCGACACAAGCACCGAAACCCAGCAAUUGGAUAUUUCUCGUCAACAAGCAGAUUUACACCGAGUAUAUGGACAUGCUCUGCAAGCAAGGCACCUUCAACCUUACCGUUUCCCCGGAGAACUACCAACCCUCCGCCAAGGAUGACAAGAUCUGGAGCAUCGCUCCUUCAACAUUCAAAAACAUUCACAAAGCCUCCCUCCAAAUAGUUACCACCAGCGCAAUGCUCGGGUGCAUAGACCCGCGCAACAUGGCAUCCUCUUCCUGGGAUCUCGCAGCACGUAUUCGUUUUGAGCUCAGUCUCCUCGAAUCCUGCACGCACCUCACGCUCAACGCGAAAGCCAUCGGCGACCCACUUUGGAACCCCCUAUGGAUAUGGUACCACUCUAGCCAGUCAUUCAAGAAUAUCGGCACCGCACUUUCCGACUGCCCUACAGGGCCCAUGCUGGAUAAGAUCACUUUCAGUCUUGACACAUGGAGUCCAGGCGAGAAUUACCUCGAGAAAGAUGAGGCGAAUAAGGGAGCUUGGACAUGGUAUUGCAUGAAGGAACAUAACGUGGGGCUUGAUGGGGGCCCAGAACAGACAGUCAGGGAGUUCUGCGGGAUGCUAUACCGGGAGUGCAGAACUUGCAGGCCGGCAGAAGAGGGCGAGGCAGAGGAAGAAUGA